ACGCUCUGGCGUGUGUCGCGUCGAGCUUGACGUCAGACGCGGCGGCGGCAGGAGGGAGCGGCAGUGGUCGAGCGACGCUCACCGAUAGCGGAGGAGAGAGAGACGGACGGUGGAUGACGACAGGCAGUCAGGAUGCGUGAAUACAAACUGGUUGUUUUAGGAUCAGGAGGCGUCGGGAAGUCCGCUCUGACGGUCCAGUUUGUUCAGGGAAUCUUUGUGGAGAAAUACGACCCGACGAUAGAAGAUUCCUACAGGAAGCAAGUGGAGGUGGAUGGACAGCAGUGUAUGUUGGAGAUCCUGGACACGGCAGGAACAGAACAGUUCACGGCGAUGAGAGAUCUGUACAUGAAGAACGGCCAAGGCUUCGCUCUGGUUUACUCCAUCACCGCCCAGUCGACCUUCAACGACCUGCAGGACCUCAGAGAGCAAAUCCUGAGAGUGAAAGACACCGAGGAUGUCCCGAUGAUCCUGGUGGGGAAUAAAUGCGACCUGGAGGUGGAGCGAGUCGUGGCCAAAGAGUCGGGCAUCGGACUCGCCCGCCAGUGGAACUCCUGCGCCUUCCUGGAGACCUCAGCCAAGAGCAAGAUCAACGUCAACGAGAUCUUCUACGACCUCGUCCGACAGAUCAACAGGAAGAGUCCAGUUCCAGGAAAAGCUCGUAAAAAGCCGACAUGUCAGCUGCUCUAAUGACAGCUUUCUGCUCUCUCGACCAACAACCAACCAACCAACCAACCAAUCACGGGACAUCUUCCAGCUGGCCACACCCCCUUUAUUAACACCACGCUAUGUCAUCAUCAACAUCAGCCACCUUUGACCUCUGUUACCGUGACGACCACAUCUUCCCCAUCCCCUCAACACACUGUCAAACGGAGACUGUUGCCUUGGAAACAUUAAAACCAAACAUCAAGAGACUGCGAUGAUGAUGAUGAUAACGAUGAUGAUGAUGAUGAUGACGGGGAUUCUGCCGUCGGCAGGAAUGUGGGGGUUUCUCCGAAUAACUGCCCGAAAUCUAAACUCCGGUUCCCAUCAUGCUCUCUGCUAGGCCGUUCUGCGCUGGGGAGUGGCUUCUCGCUUUUUUUAUUUUUCAUUUUAAGUGUUCCUUUCCUUCCUUUUGCUUUCUUUUUCCAGUGGCACCAAGCCACGGACGCAAAGUUUGGCCGUGGUUGUCAUAGCAACGGCUGCGCGUUCGUGGUUCCGGUCGAACCUGUGGAUUCAUAAAGUGAUUAUUAUUAUUAAUAUUAUUAUUAUUAUUACAGUGAUUAUGAUUAUAAGUCUGUGUGAAAAGAUAUAAAAAGUCAUUUAAUGUU
Messenger RNA from Acanthochromis polyacanthus (spiny chromis), 1307 nucleotides. Its product is annotated as ras-related protein Rap-1b. The coding region runs from base 133 to 687 and encodes 184 amino acids. Gene Ontology annotation, cellular component: plasma membrane. Gene Ontology annotation, molecular function: GTPase activity; GTP binding; GDP binding. Gene Ontology annotation, biological process: cellular response to cAMP; negative regulation of synaptic vesicle exocytosis; Rap protein signal transduction. The transcript has 8 exons. NCBI's taxonomy places the organism in Eukaryota, Metazoa, Chordata, Actinopteri, Pomacentridae. The record is from RefSeq and is a predicted model, not a curated record.